UUACAAGAAUCAACGGAUCGUUAGCAAAUUGUAUGAAAGUGAGAUAAAAAUGGCGUGGAAAGAAACUUUUUCAACCUCCUCCACUUCACUAAAAGUGUCCAUGGCUCUGGCUCCGCUCCAGGCAAUAGUUUAUAUCAUUGGAUACUCAACCAACUACUGGGUGACAGCAAAAAAUACAUCAGUAAACACUGGUUCCUUGUUAAACAAGCUUGGAUUCAAAGUCUCCAACGGUUUAUGGGGAAGUAAAAUGUGCCUGCUGAACCAGUGCCAGACAAUUGAAUUCGGUUCCAUACCAGACUGGCUACAUGUGACAAGACUGUUUGCAACGCUUGCUCUGAUUGGGUUCGUGGUGACCACUGUUGGUGUGUUUGUCUGUCUGUUUGUGACACAGCUAUCACAGAGGCGGAUCCUACACAUUUUGACGUGUGUGGUGGCGACUUCAACAGCUGUCUGUGUGUUGGUAGCCGUGAUCAUUUACGGUACUCAGUACAACAAUCUGGAUCAACGGUUCCUGACCCAGACAGACAAGGACCCAUCCUGGUCCUACGGUCUGUGCGUGGCGGCUCUAAUUUUAGACAUCAUCACCUCCAUCCUGUUGGCCAUCAACGCUCUGAGAAAACCCAUCAUCUAGUGGUGUACUUCAAAUCUCACUGUACAUAUCAUCUAAUUUUGUACUUCAAAUAACAUUGUGCCUAUCCAUUAUAAUAUCAACUAGAGGUGUAUUAUAAAUCCCGAUGUACUUUUUGUUAUAAUAGUAAUAAUACAUGAUCUACCGGUGAACUUCUUGUUGUACGUUUCUGUUAUAAUUAGGUCACCCAUGUCACUUGGGUGAUUUAUUGCGAUCUGCUUUCGUCCGUCGUCGUGCGUUAACAUUAGAACAUUUUCAGCUUCUUAUUUGAAACUACUAGACCAAACUUGAUGUCUAGCAUCUAUAGGGGUAGGGGGAUAUGAAUUAAGAAAUUCAUGACCCCUUUCCCCCAGGGAAGUUUUGAUAAAACUGUAAAAAUUAGUGCACAUGCAAUUGUUAAAAUUCUUCUUCUCUAUUAGUGGCACUCACCAGAAAAAAUAAAUGUAUGUUUCUAAUGAGCAGGGAUGUCUCUAUCAAAAUUGUCCCGAGGUCAUGGGUUCAGGCCCCAGGGUCAUGCCAAUAUGACAAUAUAUAGUGAAAAUGUAUUAAACUAAAUGAAUGAUCCUAAUCCCUAUGAAAAUGGUUUUAAUCUCAUAGAAUGCAUGAUUAUGAUUUCCAUGAAGCUUUUUACCUAUGUUGUAAAAUCCACAGCCUCUCUGUCAGGGGUUUCAGGCACUGGUGUGAAGUUUAUAUGGAUAUAUACUUAAAAUAUAUUAAAUCUUAGAAUACCGGUAUUCUUCUCUUCUCCCACAUAUAGUUGAGAGAAACUUAAGGCAUGACCUAUAGAGGUCUGUACCAAAAUUGUGAAAUUCAUGGCCCCUGGGUCAGGGC
Messenger RNA from Magallana angulata, 1459 nucleotides. RefSeq lists its product as uncharacterized. The record is from RefSeq and is a predicted model, not a curated record. The transcript has 3 exons. Lineage: Eukaryota; Metazoa; Mollusca; Bivalvia; Ostreida; Ostreidae. Gene Ontology annotation, cellular component: membrane. The coding region runs from base 50 to 631 and encodes 193 amino acids.